Molecule: messenger RNA, 975 nt
Organism: Arabis nemorensis
Lineage: Eukaryota; Viridiplantae; Streptophyta; Magnoliopsida; Brassicales; Brassicaceae
Source: the annotation of a GenBank genome assembly
AUGAUGGCAUUGGUUCCUAUGGGCUCUGAGCUGGAGAGAAUCAUGGGAUCUGUCCGCUUGUUUUACCUGACCAUUUUGCUGGCAACGACCAAUGCCAUAUUGCAUCUUCUUAUAGCAUCCUUGGCGGCAUUUAAUCCCUUCUAUCAGUAUGGUUAUCUCAUGAAUGAAUGCGCGAUUGGAUUUUCUGGAAUCUUAUUUUCUAUGAUUGUCAUUGAGACAAGUCUCAGUGGAGUCACCUCUAGGAGUGUGUUUGGUCUCUUCAACGUGCCUGCUAAACUAUAUCCAUGGAUCUUAUUGAUAGCAUUCCAGCUUCUCAUGUCGAAUGUUUCACUGCUCGGACACCUAUGUGGCAUCCUAUCUGGAUUUUCAUAUUCUUAUGGCCUCUUCAAUUUCCUGAUGCCUGGCUCUUCAUUUUUCUCCACCAUUGAGUCAGCCUCCUGGAUGUCUAGCUGCAUAAGGCGACCCAAAUUCAUUAUGUGCACUGGUGGGAACCCUUCCAGCUACAUGCCCACUUAUUCUGUACAAAACACGACAUCCAGUGGUUUCUCUACAGGAAACGCUUGGAGAUCGUUGUCUUCUUGGUUGCCACAGAGGGAAGCAUCUAAUCAGUCUUCUGAGGACAGUAGAUUUCCGGGAAGAGGUAGAACUCUUAGUACUACUCGUAAUCCAACCGGUCCAGAUGGAGAAACAGACCCAAACCUCCAUGCUAGACUUCUGGAAGAUAACAGCUCUCCAGACCGACUUUCUGAUGCAAGUCUGACCGGCACGACAGAGCCAAACCCCACUACAAGACAGGUUCCAAUAGCAAAUGGAGCAGUCCUGCCUCAAUCCCAGGGUCGUGGCGCUGCUUCUGAAGAACAAAUCCAGAAACUAGUCGCCAUGGGCUUCGAAAGGACGCAAGUGGAGGUUGCGCUUGCUGCUGCAGAUGAUGAUCUAACCGUAGCAGUGGAGAUCCUUAUGAGCCAACAGGGAUAA